Rubroshorea leprosula is the source of this 944-nucleotide messenger RNA. The record is from the annotation of a GenBank genome assembly. NCBI's taxonomy places the organism in Eukaryota, Viridiplantae, Streptophyta, Magnoliopsida, Malvales, Dipterocarpaceae.
GUUCGCACCAGGACCGGGUGAACGGGUUUGGUCCCAGUCUUUUACUUAAAACCACACAUCCAGACCGCCGAGACGCAAUCCCAGGUGAAACCCGACCAUAAACACUGACAGAUCGGCAACACUGGACGCAACCCAAACUCAAUCAGAUCGAGUAGAGAACGUUCGUCUCCGACAGCCACAUUACCGGACCAGCCAGACAGCCUCGGCAUCAAACGGGAAAAGCUCCGACGAAACCCCAAGAGAGGAGACAAAAACCCUCACGGACUAAUCUAGUUGUUCUUUUCGGAAAAGAAAAAAUAUAUGUUAUAUGGUCGAUUCUCUACUUGAUGAUGGCAAGGAGUUGUUUUAGGGCAAUUUGGAGUGGGUGUCUCAGCUGGGAGAGGUAUGGGUCCAUGGUAGCAAGAUCUUUAUCUUUCCAUGUCACCUUAUACUUACUCUGGUGGUCUUUCUUUUCCCCCAUUUUUUGUCAUAAGCAGAAACGGACUCCUUGUAUGCUACUGCUCCACUGUGAUCUCUCUGCCCCUGCUCAAUUUGGUUUUUCCUCUGUUUCACUAUAAUAUAAGGUCUCUCCUUGGAGGUGCUGUUUUGCUUUGCACAAUUAGCUAGUCUCAACUCCUUGGUUCCCCUCUAUGCUUCUGUAUUUCCUAUGACUAAAGAUGAAGCAGAUGAUAUGCUUUUCAAACAAGGCCUGUUAUUAAGAGGAUGUACAGCUUCUGGCAGGAGCUUCCCCGUCCUCGUCUCCUUUUUGCAGGAUUUCAUCAGGGUGUUUUGGUGUUUUGCUUUUGUUCCUGUUUUUUAAGUGCUAUUUUUCCUUUUGUAUGGGUCUUUUAUUUAGCUUAUAUAUAAGCAUGUUUGUUGGCCAACAAAAAAUAAAAAAGGGCCUGUAAGGUCAUAUGAAGAUAGAAGUCAUAUUUGGUUUGUGGCAAUAACCAUUUUAGUUUGUU